Messenger RNA from Phyllostomus discolor (pale spear-nosed bat), 6089 nucleotides. It is a transcript of the gene SGSM3, whose product is annotated as small G protein signaling modulator 3. NCBI's taxonomy places the organism in Eukaryota, Metazoa, Chordata, Mammalia, Chiroptera, Phyllostomidae. Gene Ontology annotation, molecular function: protein binding. The transcript is spliced from 22 exons. The record is from RefSeq and is a predicted model, not a curated record. The coding region runs from base 238 to 2493 and encodes 751 amino acids.
GGUGUCGCCCCCGAGCGCUGACUGGAUUCUAGCUGCGGAGCCGCGGAGCCGCGAGCCCGACCCAGGUUGGCGUGAGGUGGCGGGGCGUCGUGGCCGCGGCGGCGGGGCAGCCGGACGGCUCCUGUGGGGCAGAUGUUUCUGAACCAGAUGAAGCCUGAGGAGCCUGCCCGCCGUAGGAUACGAGGAUAGAGGACUUCACGCCUGCAUCUGCUGAAGCUUGCCUCACCUCUUCACACCAUGUCAGGAAGCCACACAUCUUCUGCCUCCGGUCCCUUCUCAGCCCUGACUCCGAGCAUGUGGCCCCAGGAGAUCCUGGCCAAGCACACGCAGAAGGAAGAGUCCGCGGAGCAACCAGAGUUCUCCUAUGACGAGUUCGGUUUCCGGGUGGACAAGGAAGAUGGGGCUGACCCCACGUCCGGCAGGCUGCCAGCUGUGUCUCUGAUGGAGGACCCUCCACAGCGGCUGCGGUGGCAGGCCCACCUGGAGUUCACCCAUAACCAUGACGUGGGCGAUCUCACCUGGGACAAGAUUGCUGUCUCCCUGCCCCGCUCAGAGAAGCUCCGCUCCCUGGUGCUGGCUGGCAUCCCACACAGCAUGAGGCCACAGCUGUGGAUGCGGCUCUCGGGAGCCCUGCAGAAGAAGCGGAACUCGGAGCUGUCCUACCGGGAGAUGGUGCGGAACAGCUCCAACGACGAGACCAUCGCUGCCAAGCAGAUUGAGAAGGACCUGCUCCGCACCAUGCCCAGCAACGCCUGCUUCGCCAACGUGAGCAGCAUUGGGGUGCCCCGCCUGCGCAGGGUUCUCCGAGCACUGGCCUGGCUCUACCCAGAGAUUGGCUACUGCCAGGGCACGGGCAUGGUGGCCGCCUGCCUCCUGCUGUUCCUGGAGGAGGAGGACGCCUUCUGGAUGAUGUGCGCCAUCAUCGAGGACCUGCUCCCUGCCUCCUACUUCAGCACCACCCUGCUGGGCGUCCAGACCGACCAGCGGGUCCUGCGCCACCUCAUCGUCCAGUACCUGCCUCGCUUGGACAAGCUGCUCCAGGAGCAUGACAUCGAGCUGUCCCUGAUCACGCUGCACUGGUUCCUCACGGCCUUCGCCAGCGUGGUGCACAUUAGGUUGCUGCUGCGCCUCUGGGACCUGUUUUUCUACGAGGGCUCCCUGGUGCUCUUCCAGACCACGCUGGGCAUGCUACGCCUCAAGGAGGAGGAGCUGAUCCAGUCAGAGAACUCGGCCUCCAUCUUCAACACGCUGUCAGACAUACCCUCCCAGAUGGAGGACGCGGAGCUGCUGCUGGGGGAGGCCAUGCGGCUGGCGGGCUCCCUCACUGACGUGGCCGUGGAGACCCAGCGCCGCAAGCACAUGGCCUACAUCAUUGCAGACCAGGGCCAGCUCCUGGGGACCAGCACCACCACCCACCUCUCCCAGGUGGUUCGCCGUCGAACCCAGCGGAGGAAGUCCGGCAUCACCUCCCUGCUCUUCGGGGAGGAUGACUUGGAGGCACUCAAGGCCAAGAACAUCAAGCAGACAGAGCUGCUGGCUGACCUCCGAGAAGCCAUCCUGCGUGUGGCACGCCAUUUCCAGUGCACUGACCCCAAAAACUGUAAUGUGGAGCUGACCCCAGACUACAGCAUGGAGAGCCACCAGCGGGACCAUGAGAACUACGUGGCCUGCUCACGCAGCCACCGGCGCCGGGCCAAAGCCCUGCUGGACUUUGAGAGACAUGACGAUGAUGAGCUGGGCUUCCGCAAGAAUGACAUCAUCACAAUCAUUUCUCAGAAGGACGAGCACUGCUGGGUGGGGGAGCUGAAUGGCCUGAGAGGUUGGUUUCCAGCCAAGUUUGUGGAAGUUCUGGAUGAACGGAGCAAAGAGUACUCCAUCGCUGGGGACGACGCCGUGACGGAGGGGGUCACGGACCUCGUGCGAGGGACCCUGUGCCCGGCCCUCAAGGCCCUGUUUGAGCACGGACUGAAGAAGCCAUCGCUGCUCGGGGGUGCCUGCCACCCCUGGCUGUUUAUUGAGGAGGCAGCGGGCCGGGAAGUAGAGAGAGACUUCGACUCCGUGUAUUCUCGCCUGGUGCUAUGUAAGACAUACAGGCUGGAUGAAGAUGGCAAAGUUCUGACCCCGGAGGAGCUGCUCUAUCGGGCCGUGCAGUCUGUGAAUGUGACCCACGAUGCCGCACACGCGCAAAUGGAUGUGAAGCUCCGCUCCCUCAUCUGCGUAGGGCUCAAUGAGCAGGUCCUGCACCUGUGGCUGGAGGUGCUCUGCUCCAGCCUGCCUACUGUGGAAAAGUGGUACCAGCCUUGGUCCUUCCUGCGCAGCCCCGGCUGGGUUCAGAUCAAGUGUGAGCUCCGUGUCCUCUGCUGCUUUGCCUUCAGCCUCUCCCAGGACUGGGAACUUCCUGCAAAGAGAGAGGAGGAGAAGAAGCCCCUGAAGGAAGGCGUCCAGGACAUGCUGGUGAAGCACCACCUUUUCAGCUGGGACAUAGAUGGGUGAUGCUCUUCCUCCAGUGGCCCCAUCAUGCCCAGGCCUCUCCCAACCCAUCGGCUACCAGAGCAGCUCCUUCCUCAGCAAGAAAGCAGCACUGCCCUGCUUUGGACAGGGGCCGAGGUGGCCCAGGCCUAACCCAGCAGGAGCAAGGGGAGAAGACAUGGAGUGUCAGCCAGGCGUCAUGGUAGGGAGAUAGGGGACACCACCCUGAAGCAGAAGGUGGGGGGCCUGGCUCAGUCUGUCCCACCCAGUGUCUUUCUGUCGGCCCGGGCCCCAACUUCACUACUUGUACUGACCAUAAACCUCGUGAGGAGGCAGAGAGCCACCUGUCAGUUUUCACUCAGGAAAGGAAUGGGGGAAAGGAGGGGGGUGGCUAAAGGCUCCUUGGCCUCUUUGGGUUGUAAAUAAAUUGUCUUUGAGAAACCACAUCCGUCUUUGGUCCAGUAGGGGCCAUGGAGCUCUAUGUCCAAGGUUCUGCCCUUUCUGGAAUGGUCUAGAUGGACAGCCUGGCUGGGAAGGUGGGGCUGUGGUGUGGCCCUCAGAUGCUUGAAGGCCUGGGGCCCAGCCGUACCAACCGCGUUGUCCCUAUAUUGAAUGCAGACUAACAAAUGGGGUUUCUGUUUUUAUUUUAAAAAGUUCACACAGCUUCCCCACUUCUGUCCCAGCACUGGUUUUGGUGACUCCCUCCCCAGUAGCCCAGGGCCCUGUGGGUGACACUGACAGGCCAGAAGGGAGGCUGGGCCCCAGCACAGGAGGGAGCCAUGGCCUGAGGGCUACCUCUGGCCCCACUCUGUGGCUAAUGCCCCUCCUGUCCCAGGGCUGUGGUGGCUGCAGUGAGGCAGCGGAUGGAAUGUGGGCAGGGGACCAGGAAGCACCUCUGCCCUUGUGGCACUGAUAAGGAGCAGGACAGGUGGGGUACAGGCUGUGAUGGGGUGUCUACAUGUCAAACGCACGUGAAGGGUGGAGCUAGGGACCCCAGAAGAGGUGGUCUCCAGGCCAUUCCGUAUGUGCACAGUAGGAUGGGAGGGAGCUGCAUCCUCCUUCCCCCCCAAAAAUAUAUGUAUAUAUGUAUGGCGAUAUAUAAUAGAGGUAUGUACACCUGUACAGAACACGUUUGCUACCAACCGCUAAACGGUUACACUACACCAAGACGUUAACGUGGCAGCUCCCCCCACCCCCCACCAAACCCCCACCUUCCCAGGAACCUGGGGUCGGCCCACUGGGAAUGGGAGGUCGAGGCCCUGCUUGCUUCUUCCCUCACAGGGAAGGGAGGGAUUCAUGCCUUGCCCACCUGAGCAAACUGCAGCCGGACAGGUUACCUCCAACCUCACAAAAGGAGGUCAAAUAGAACACCCCUGGCCUGUCCAGGUCUCUCAAACCCAGGGGUGGACCCAGAGCUGCUGCUUGGCAGCUUCUCUCUUGAGUGAGCCUGAGCCAGGGAGGGGGAAGCAGGGCCUGUGAUUGUCGGGACUCACGACCGCACGGAGAGGCUGAACCAGGCAGGAGAGAGCCGAGCUCCCUACAGUUCCCGAGGCUCCCAACUUCCAGCCCCUCCAGUCCCCUGGCAAACCUGAAAGCUACAAGCAGGAAUCCCAAUGUAGCUGCAAGUCGUGGCCGUCAAGAAAGUCUGUGGAGAAGAGGCUGGGGGCCGUGGUGCUGAGCGGGGCCAGGCUGAGCACGGGGCCACCUGAUGACAACUCUAGCCAGUCCAUGCUGUCCAGGUGGCCGUCAGCCAGGUCCAGGCCCAUGCUGCCGGGCUCGGGGGCAAAGUGCAAUUCCGAAGUGUCCAUGGGUGAGGGGGGGUGGUCCAGGAUGGCAGAGCUGCUCAGCAUCUGGCUAUGGAGGUCAUCAAUGAGGGAGAGGGGCUCUGGCCCCUCAUGUCCACUGGUCAGCAGGGGCAGCCCUGUGCUGCUCUCCAAGAAGUCCUCCAGGCGCCCAGGGAGGGCAGGUGAAGCCGAUGGAGGCAGGGCAGCCUGGGGAAGAUCAGCAGAGGGCGGGGAGUGUGUGGCCAGGGGUGACCCGCAGGCUGCUGUCGAGGGAGGCUUCUCUUUCCCUGGCAGGGAUGGUGGCUCCUUGAAAUCUGCUGAAAUUUCUGUCAAUCAAGGACAUAAAUGGAUGUCAGAAACCAGGCCUGAAUAGGACCUGAAGUUGGACCCUACCUUAUACAACGUACAAAAUUACCGCAAAAUGGGCCAAAGAUCUAAAUUCAGGAGCUAAAACUACCGAACUCUUAGAAGAAAACAGGGAGGAAAUACUCAUGACAUUGGAUUUGGUAACGAUUUCUUGGUUAUGAUGCCAAAAUCACAGGCAACAAAAGAAAAACUUGAUUACAGAAAAUUUUCAAACUUUUCACUAUCAAGAGAGUGAAAAGACAACCCAUGGAAUUGGAAAAAUAUUUGCAAAUCAUAUUAUCUGAUAAGUGAUUCGUAUCCACAAUAAAGAACUAUAAUUCAACAAAACCCAAGUGAAAAAUGUGCAAAGAACUCGUGGACAUUUCUCCAGAAGAUACACCAAUGACCUGUAAGCACAUGAAAAGAUGCUCCACAGCACUAGCCACGAGGGAAACGCAAACCAAAACCACGAUGAACCGCUCACACCCACUGGGGUGGCUGUAAUCAAAAAGAAAAGUGUUAGUGCAACGGAGAAACCUGCACCUUGUGUACUGCUGGCAUGAAUGAAAAGGUGUAGCUGCUGAGGAAGAGUUUCGUGGUUCCUUGAAAAGGUAAAUAUCAAAAACCUUAAGGUCCAACAACCCCCACACCGCUUCUGGGUACAGAAGCGAAGGAGGGAGAGCAGGGGCUCCCAACAGCCGCCCGUACGGCCACGUGCACAGCAGCACUUCUCAGAGCGGCCAAGAGGUGGAGCAACUCAGGUGUCCAGUGGGCGAACGGAUCAGCGUGAUGUGGUACCGCCACACGGUCAAGUACUAUUCAGCCAUAGAAAGGAAAUUCCGGUGCACACUACUGUGUGUGAACCAUGAUGGCUCUAUGCCAAGUGACGUGAGCCGGAAACAAAAGGACAAAGACCAAUUCCAUUCAUAGGAGGUCCCCACUGUGAGUGUACUUAAUGCCACUGAACAGUAAGUACAUUUAAAAUGGUUAGAAUGGCAAUUUUUAUGUAUACUUUAUUUUACAAUAAAAAAAGUUAUGAAGAAACAAUCUCCAUCCCUGUAGGUCCUGUCCUCUCACUCUUCUCCCAUCCUAGCUGGACACUGCUCUCACCAGAUGACCAGCUCCCUCCAAGUAGACUGGUCAACCCGCCCAACUGCCACCAGUGAAGACGCCGCCAACCCUACCCACUUGAUUCAGAUGCCCUCUUCUGGCACCCUUGCCACCUCUUUUUCUCUGGCCACUUCCCAGUGGUCCGCUGGGUGCAGGCGGCUCGCCCCCUCCCUGACUCUGCCACGUCCUCAGCCCUGGGGCUGCAGGCCGGCUUCCUCCCCACUUCCUGCACAAGCUCUCUGUUCCUGUCCGGCCUCGUCCCUCCCACUUUCGGUUCCUGUCUGGACACUGGGAACUCCUGAAGGUCACACCCAGGCCUCUCCAACUGCCUCCCAGCCCAGCAGCCUCAGUGCCACUUGCUCUUGUCAGAAAUCCUCCUCA